AGAGGUAAUAAAAGAUGCUUUAAAAUAAAAAUAAAAAUGGUGAAGUGUAAUUACGAGAAAGACCUUCAUUACACUUAUGAAAAGGCCUCUGACCCGGACCCCUUACUUUCAGCUUUUGAGCACUUGUCUGUCCUCUUCACACUCAAUUCCUUCAUUCUCUCUUCCUUUUUCUCAGCUUCCGAUUCUCCAUAUAAAGAAUUAGUCUCAAACCUACCGUUACUUUGCGUUUUACACUCCACCAUUCUUACACUACACACCAACAACUUCUUCUUCUUUUUUCUAACAAUGGAAGCAUCGGAUUUAUUCGUCAGCGGCUUUUUCUCACAUGCCGGAGACGAACAAAUUCCGAAUAACAUCAAUAAUAAUAAUAACUGUAACAAUUUUUCUGUGGAUGAUCUUUUGGUUAUCCCUAAGGAAGAUGAAGUUAUGGCCGACGCAUUUUUCAACAAUAUUACAGGAAAUUCUACUGAUUCAUCCACCGUUACCGUCGUUGACAGCUGUAAUUCCUCUGUUUCUGGUGGAGAUGGACAAUUUAAUGGCAACCUGAGCGGCCGCAGCUUCACCGAUGCUCCCUUCCCUAACAGCGAACUCUGCGUUCCGUUUGAUGACUUGGCUGAGCUUGAAUGGCUCUCAAAUUUUGUGGAGGAAUCAUUCUCAAGUGACGACGUUCAAAACCUGCAGUUCAUCCCUGUAGCAAACAUUAAUUCCUCCACCAUCACCACCGACAGUUCAUCCUCCGCAACCACAUUUUCCACCGGACCUAACUCGCCACCUGCCUUCCCCACCGACACCUCUGUUCCUGGCAAAGCUCGCAGCAAGCGAUCACGCGCCGCUCCCUGUGACUGGUCCUCACGCCUCCAGCUGCUCUUAUCCCCUGCCACAUCAUCAUCAGAGAGCAACAGCAUCUCGCCUCCAUCUGCUAACAACACUACUUUCGCCACAGCCAAAGCCACCAAAGCGCCGUCGAAGAAGCGAGAGAGUGUGGAAACGCCGGGACGCAAAUGCCUUCACUGUGCUUCUGAUAAGACACCACAGUGGCGCACAGGGCCAUUAGGUCCAAAAACUCUGUGCAAUGCAUGUGGAGUUAGGUACAAGUCAGGUAGGCUUGUGCCGGAGUAUCGACCGGCGUCUAGCCCGACUUUUAUCUCAGCGAGGCACUCGAAUUCUCAUCGGAAAGUUCUGGAGCUCCGGAGGCAAAAGGAUCUCCAGAGACACCAAGCACAUCACCACCAGCAUCAAUUGCUUAGUCAACCCACAAUUUUCGGUGUAUCAAACGGUGGUGAUGAAUUCCUGCUUCAUCAUCACCAAAAUUGUGGUCCAAAUUUCAGGCACCUCAUCUAGUAUCAGUCACCUAGUGUAGGGGAUAACUACUUUGCACUUUUCUCGUUUUAAAAAAGUUUGAAUUAACAAUCCCAUUUUCCUAAUUCCAUCUAGUUUUAGAAAGUUGAAAAUAUCAGGAUAUCAAGAUAUAGGAGCAAAAAAUAAAAUGUUCCUAGCAAUCCUAGAAAAAAAAAAAAAAGAGAAGAAGAUUAAAUGCGAAAUAGAAAUUAGAAUUUUGUAACGUUUCUCUUAAUUUUGGUAUUAAUUAAUUUAUAGAUUCAUUUUAA
Messenger RNA from Solanum tuberosum (potato), 1607 nucleotides. RefSeq names its product GATA transcription factor 12-like. Gene Ontology annotation, biological process: regulation of DNA-templated transcription; cell differentiation. The transcript has 2 exons. Gene Ontology annotation, cellular component: nucleus. NCBI's taxonomy places the organism in Eukaryota, Viridiplantae, Streptophyta, Magnoliopsida, Solanales, Solanaceae. The coding region runs from base 37 to 1341 and encodes 434 amino acids. The record is from RefSeq and is a predicted model, not a curated record. Gene Ontology annotation, molecular function: zinc ion binding; sequence-specific DNA binding.